AAAUAAAUUAUUAUUAAUACUCAAUAAAAAUCUGAAAAUUACUCAGAAAUCAUUUUAAAAUUUAUGAUAUUGUGUCAUAAUUAUGAAAAUUGUAAAAGUAUGGAAAUUGGGUCUUAUAAGUUACGAUACGGGUUUUAAGAUCCAGACAUCUAUAGCACGUAAACAUUUGGAUUCAAUGAGAAAAGGAAUAACUAAAAACUAUGACACUUUGUUGUUAGUUGAACACAAACCUGUCUAUACUGUCGGUAUCAGAGAUGACACAUCAAAUGAAGAGAUUUUAAGGUUACGCAGUUUGGGCGCUGAGUUCCGAAAGACAAACCGAGGUGGUCUCAUCACAUUCCAUGGACCGGGACAAUUAGUAGCAUAUCCCAUUAUAAACUUGAAACACUUCAGGCCAAGUGUGAAAUGGUAUGUUAACAGCCUAGAAGAGACUAUUAUACAAAUGUGUGAACAAUUAGGUAUAAAAGCAGGUAGGUCACCCCAUACAGGAGUUUGGGUGGAAGACAAUAAAAUUGCAGCUAUAGGUAUCCACGCAUCCAGAUAUGUCACCACUCAUGGUAUAUGUCUAAAUUGUGACAAUGACUUGUCAUGGUUUAAGCAUAUUAAACCUUGCGGUAUUGAAGAUAAGGGUGUAACCUCCUUAACAAAAGAAACCGGUAGUUUGUGUAGUAUAGAUAAAAUGACCCCAAUAUUUUUACAUCAUUUUGAAAAGGUAUUUGACUGUAAGUCCGAGGAGCUAGAGACAGACACUCAACGAGAGAUACUUAGUAGUGUUUAUAGUAAUUUGUUAAUUGCAUAAUUUUUUUUUUAUUACAAUUAUUAUUAAUAUUGUUGAAUAUAAUGCUCAUAGUUGAUGUUUAAUUUU
Messenger RNA from Vanessa atalanta (red admiral), 865 nucleotides. RefSeq names its product putative lipoyltransferase 2, mitochondrial (gene Lipt2). The coding region runs from base 83 to 799 and encodes 238 amino acids. Gene Ontology annotation, biological process: protein lipoylation. The transcript has 3 exons. Gene Ontology annotation, cellular component: mitochondrion. The record is from RefSeq and is a predicted model, not a curated record. Gene Ontology annotation, molecular function: lipoyl(octanoyl) transferase activity. Lineage: Eukaryota; Metazoa; Arthropoda; Insecta; Lepidoptera; Nymphalidae.